Rhizophagus irregularis DAOM 181602=DAOM 197198 is the source of this 1797-nucleotide messenger RNA. RefSeq lists its product as uncharacterized. The record is from RefSeq and is a predicted model, not a curated record. Lineage: Eukaryota; Fungi; Glomeromycota; Glomeromycetes; Glomerales; Glomeraceae. Gene Ontology annotation, biological process: L-leucine biosynthetic process. Gene Ontology annotation, molecular function: 2-isopropylmalate synthase activity.
AUGUUUGCGAAAAGUUUUAAUUUUUAUCGUUCCUCAGUGACAAAACAGUUACCUUUUAAAAAACUAGCAACGAUAAAUCGUUCAACAAUAGCCCCAACUUUAAAACAAUAUCGUUACAUUUCCCAUGAAGUAUCAAAGGACAAAUUAAUAGUUUUUGAUACGACUUUACGUGAUGGGGAACAGUCACCUGGUGUUACCCUCAAGACUGAAGAAAAACUUGAAAUUGCUCGGCACCUUUCCGCCCUUGGAAUUGAUGUUAUUGAAGCUGGUUUUCCUAUUGCUUCACAAGGAGAUUUUGAAGCAGUAGCUCGUAUCGCGAAGGAAGUUGGUCCAUUAAUGACUGGUAGAGAAAAAACAGGCAAGCCUGUGAUUAUAGCUGGACUAUCUCGUGCUGCUGAAAAAGACAUCAAACGUUGUUAUGAAGCUGUAUCACACGCGCCUUUGCAUCGAAUUCACACAUUUCUUGCUACAUCAGACAUACAUCUUAAAUAUAAACUAAAAUUCGAUCGUGAUGAAUGUAGAAAGCGUGCCGCAGCUGCGGUUGCAUAUGCUAAGACUCUCUGUGAUGAUGUGGAAUUUAGUAGUGAAGAUUCUGGAAGAAGCGAUAAGGAUUUCCUUUGUCGGGUCUUGGAAGAAGUUAUUGAGGCAGGUGUAACAACGGUUAAUAUACCAGAUACAGUUGGUUAUAGCAAUCCAGAGGAAUAUGGACGAUUAAUCAAAUAUUUAAUUAAAAAUACACGUGGAUCGGAUAAGGUCAUUUGGUCAACUCACUGUCAUGAUGAUUUGGGAUUAGCUACUGCCAAUACUUUAUCUGGUAUUUUAAACGGUGCUAGACAAAUAGAAGUCUCCAUCAAUGGCAUUGGCGAACGUGCCGGUAAUACUCCAUUCGAAGAAGUUAUAAUGAACAUUCAUACACAUCCUGACUAUUAUCCGGUAUAUCAUACAAUCAAUACACAACAAAUAUAUCGUACUUCCAAUAUAGUUUCAUCCCUUUCUGGAAUGGUAAUACAGCCUAACAAAGCUAUUGUAGGUGCCAAUGCUUUCCUUCAUGAAUCGGGUAUUCACCAAGAUGGCGUACUUAAGAACAAACUAACUUAUGAAAUUAUUCGUCCAGAGGAUGUUGGUAUCUUCAAUGUAAAUUUAGUAUUGGGCAAACUUUCAGGCCGAAAUGCGUUCCGCACGCGUCUCGAAGAAUUGGGAUAUGGCGAUAUGAGUGAGGAUGAUGUUAACGUAGCUUUUGGAAGAUUUAAAGCUUUGGCUGAUAAUAAGAAACGUAUUACAGAUCAUGAUAUUUUGGCCUUAUUAUCAGAUAGAGUCUCUUCUGGUGAUUCACAACGAUUUGAAUUACAAUCAAUUCAGGUUGUCUCUGGUACUCAUGACAUGUCAACAGCAACCGUUAAACUUAAGGAUAAUUCACAUAAUAAAGAACUUGUCGAUGCUGCUAUUGGACGUAGUGGUCCUAUCAUGGCGGUAUUUGGAGCUAUACAACGUUUAGUACAACGAAAAAUACGGUUGUUAAAUUAUGAAGUUCGCGCUGUUUCAGAAGGAAUGGAUGCUUUGGGUAAAGUUAGUCUUAGGAUUACUGGAGAUGUUGAUGAUUCGGAAAAUGGAGAAGCUAAAGAUUCGAAAAAGUCAUCUAAUGCUGUGUAUCUUGGAAAUGGUACAGAUUUAGAUGUAGUUACGGCAAGUGCAAAAGCCUAUAUAAAUGCGAUUAACAGGAUGGUUGAGGAAGAAAUUAAUGCUCAAACUGGCAGAGGGAGAGUUAUUUCAUUCAAUAAGAGAGUGGUGGAUAUAUAA